AUGACUAAAAUAAGCUGUGAUAUAGAAUCGGAUAGAGUUGCAGAACUCGACAAAUUGUUAGGCUUGAUAAAACCCAAAAUCUUACACUACAUCGAUAAGGCUGAUCCAAAUUCUUCCAACUACGAAACUGACUCUUUGGGAAAAUAUCAUAGUCCGGAAUUUUUAAAGAACCAAUUUACUGAUGAUAAACAAUUAGAUAGCGGUAUUAAAGGUGAUUAUGAAAAAUUAUCCAGUACUAUUGAUCAGGUCUUGAAAUACUCGGUUAACACAUGGAAUCCAGGAUUUUUAGACAAGUUAUAUGCAUCAAACAAUCCAAUUGGUGUUAUAUCAGACUUGAUACUAUCUAUUUUGAAUACCAAUUCGCAUGUAUACACUGUUUCGCCUGCUUUAUCAGUAUUGGAAAAUUAUAUUGGUAAGAAAUAUGCACAAUUAUUUUUUGACGAUGACCAAGAAACUUGUGGAGGACUUACUUUUUCAGGUGGAUCAUGGUCGAAUAUCACAUCGAUGCAAAUUGCACGAGCAUUGAAGUAUCCAGAUACCAAGGAGAACGGUAACACCAAUUAUAAAUUUGCCAUUUAUACUUCGGAGCACUGUCACUACUCGGUUGUCAAAGGUGCUAUUUUGUUAGGUUUGGGGUCCCUGAAUGUUUUUAAAGUUAAAAUUUUGCCAGACGGGAGCAUGGACGUGAAUAAUUUAAGCGAGGUUAUUGAACGUUCGGUUGAACAGGGAUAUACACCUUUGUAUAUAAAUGGUACUGCGGGUACAACUGUCUUCGGAUCAUAUGAUCCAUUUGAAGAGAUCUCCAAGGUUGCCAAGAAGUUCGAUUGUUGGUUCCAUAUUGAUGGAUCUUGGGGUGGUAACGUUGUGUUCUCACAAACCCACAAGUCCAAAAUGAAGGGUUCAAAGUUAGCUGAUUCCGUUACAGUUAAUCCUCAUAAAAUGUUAGGCAUCCCAGCUACCUGCUCCUUCCUUUUGUUGCCCCAUGUUCUGCAUUUCCAGAAAUCCAUGUCGUUGUCAGCACCAUAUCUAUUCCACGGUAGGGAAAGCGACGACGAUAGUAUUGAAAAUUAUGAUUUGGCUGACGGAACUAUGGGGUGCGGUAGAAGAGCGGAUUCCUUUAAAUUCUACAUGGGGUGGUUAUACUAUGGAAAAGAAGGCUUUGCUAACCGUGUUGACCAUGCAUUUGCCAUAGCUAAAGACUUUGUUGAAAAGAUCAGUAAGAAUCCUAAAUUUAAAUUGGUUAUCGGCAGUGAAAAAGAUUUACCCGCAUGCUUGCAAGUCUGCUUUUAUUAUAAGCCAUCUGAUUAUACAGACCACGACAAUACCGAAAUCACUCGUUUCAUCUCCAGGGAAUUACAUAAAAGAGGUAGAUAUUUGGUAGACUUUUCUCCUAACCCUACCGAUAAAAACAAUGAAGGUGAAUUUUUUAGAGUUGUAUUCAAUUCUCCUACUUUGACCGAUAGUGUUGUCGAUGAUUUAAUCAACAGCAUUAUUGAAGUUGGUGCGGAAUACAAAAAAUAG
Molecule: messenger RNA, 1521 nt
Organism: Debaryomyces hansenii CBS767
Lineage: Eukaryota; Fungi; Ascomycota; Pichiomycetes; Serinales; Debaryomycetaceae
Exons: 1
Coding region: 1-1521 (506 amino acids)
Biological process (GO): carboxylic acid metabolic process
Cellular component (GO): cytoplasm
Molecular function (GO): carboxy-lyase activity; pyridoxal phosphate binding
Source: RefSeq, a predicted model, not a curated record